AUGGCGGCCCCGGUGAGCCCCAAAGGGGCCGUCUUCUCCAGCGGGGCGGUUGCGAACCCCGUGGUCGCGGACUCGAAGCAGGAGCGGCUUCAGGCCAUCCGAAAGGACAUUAGCUUCAAGAUCGCCCUGAAGAACAAGGACAAUGGGAAGAGCGCCGAGGACGUGAACAAGUUCAUCCGCCAGGCGUCCGAAAUCCGCGCGAAGCUCAAGAGGAGCGAGGGCGAGAGCGAGAGCGACGAGGAGGGCGCGACCAAGUCUGCCGUGCCCGAGUCGAGCCCCAGGCCCCGGCCCACCGCGUCCUGGACGUACCUCUUCGAGCACCUCGAGCGCGCCAAGAUCGCAAUGCUCGCGGACGAGCAGGAGACGCUCGAGCGGCGGCAGCGGCAGUUCGAGGAGGAGGACAGGGCGGCCCGCGAGAACCUGCGGGCCUUCUACUCGUCGCUCGCGAGCACCAUCGCCGAGCAGCAGCAGUCCGCCGUCAUCAUCCAGUCCUACUGGCGCGGCUCGCGCCUCCGGAGGUGGUACCUCCAGCUCCAGCGCCGCCGCCGGCUCGAUGCAAACCUCAAGGCAUACAGGGCGGAGCUCGACGCCCUGGUCACGAGCGAGGAGGACGCGCGGAAGCAGCGCAUGCUCCGGCGGCAGCAGUCGAAGCGCGACCGGCUGCUCAAGGACCGCGACUACGACGGCGACUGGCACGAGCGCCUGAGCGCCACCCGGACCGGCAACGUGAAGGCGAAGGCCUUGACGCCUAGCCGUGCCGCGUCCUUCCGAGCCGGCGUGGGCGAGAGCCCGGGCGCCGACGGGACCCCCGGCGUCGGGUUGUUUAAGGUCAACGGGCAUCCUCCGGGGGUCUCCCGGAGCAACUCGCGGCACGGCGGUGGCAUGAUGACGGGGGGGGUGACGGUGACGCCCCCGGUCGCCGCGGGGCCGUCCUUCACGUUCAAGACGUCCCCGGAGCGCUCGCCGUCGUUCGUGCGCGCGGGCGACUCCCAGCGCAACCUCAUGGCGGGGCGCUCGUUCUCGCUCGGUCACUCCCCCAAGAUCCCAGAAAACACCCCCGCCGACCCCGCCCCGCUGCUGCGCGCGCCGAUCCCCCACGCCGAGGCAGCGCUCGCGCCCCCCCGCGCAUCGGACGCGGCCAAGACGGCCCUGCAACCCAGGGAGUCGGCUGCGUCCUCCUGCACCCACAACAGCUCCCCGAGGACGCUGGCGCCGCUGGCGACGCAGUCCCUGCACGAGCCGCCGCCUCCAGACGCGUUCUCGGCGGCGGGAUUCAAGCGCCCCGCGCCGCGCAAGCGUUCGUCUUCGCUGUCGCAGGCCGACGUCUUCGGGACGGUGCAGUCGCCCACGCACCGCGAGCCGCCCAGCAGAGCGCCGCUCGGCGCCCCAGCCGUGCGUGGGUACGCCGCUUCCGCGGACGAGGGCACUCCUCGUCCUGUGGCGGACUGCGUCGCGGCCGACGCCGCCACGCGCGAUGCAGAGUCGCAGUCGCAGUCGCAGUCGUCGCCGCCCGCGGCGCCAGCGGCGCGCGAGGGGCCGAUGGUGCUCACGGGCGACGGCCUGGCGGUGCCAGAGAGGCCGCCGCGCGCCGACAGCGAAAUGACACCCCCCGCAAGGCAGCCGUCGCCACACGUGGCCGCGGCUGCCCGCGCGACGCCGUCGCCGGCGCGGACCUCGUCUGGCAUGGUCGCGCAGCUGGCGUCGCGCGGAGCGGCGAUCGGGGAGGUCGACGCUUCCAAGCGCCCGUCGAGCCGCAGCGGGCGCGCACACAACCCACUGGCUCCGCACCCCGCGCAGUGGAGCGAGGGGCAGCAGCCGGGCAGCGCGCUGACGCUGGCGUCCAGCGACGCGGCGGAGUCGCUGAACGGCUACGAGAAGGCGAAGAUCGAGCCCGUGGUGCGGCACAAGACCCCGCGGGGGACUCCGGGGGCGGAAAAGGACAGGCCGCUGCCGCGGUACGCGGCGCCGCUGCAGCGCACGAUGUCGGAGCGGGUCGGUGGGCGCCGGAUGACGGUGGAGGAGGUGGCUGCCGCGCAGCAGGCCUCGAGCAAGCAGGGCAACUCCCUGGAGGCGGGGCGCUCGCCUGGCAUGCGGCCGGGGUCGCAGGGCGCGGGCCUGAUGCUGCAGCUGGAAUCUCCGUCGGGGGCAACGCCCUCGUCGCAGGAUCCGAUGAGCGGAGGGGCGCUGCGGCGCGGCCCCCAGGGGCGGUUGCACAAGGCUGCGAGUGCGGCGCCGGGCGCGCUGGGGAUGGCCACGCCGUCGCCGCUGCGCGCUCCUGGGCGACGCCAAGGCAGCCUGGAGCACAUGCGCAGCGGUUUGGAGCGGCAUCCGGAGGAAGGCGAAAAACACUCCUCCCCCCGUCAGAACGCAACGACUCCGGAGCCCAAGGGCCCGGCGGCGUCGAUCAACGGGCGGCCGAUCAUCGGCGGCGCGGUGGACGUGCUGCCGCCGCUGCCGAGCUCGGGCAGGGUGAAGCAGAGCUACGGGGCCAGCUACGACACCCCGAAAUCGAACCCCCCGCGGGCGCGGACGCCGAGCAGCGCGGCGGCUGCGGUGACGUCGCCUCAGACGGGCGUCAGUCUGGAGCGCACCAAGUCCAAGGCUGGCGCGUCGCCGGCGGCCGCCAGCCUGACCAUCACACCCCCGCCCGCUGCCAGUAACGCAAUGCCGGCGUACCCGCAGCGCGGCUGGAGCAUGCGCAAGCCGGCGCGGGCGGGCUCGCUGGAGCUGUAUGACGCGUAG
This is a messenger RNA of Pedinophyceae sp. YPF-701, 2742 nucleotides long. NCBI's taxonomy places the organism in Eukaryota, Viridiplantae, Chlorophyta, Pedinophyceae. The record is from the annotation of a GenBank genome assembly.